Molecule: messenger RNA, 534 nt
Organism: Striga asiatica
Lineage: Eukaryota; Viridiplantae; Streptophyta; Magnoliopsida; Lamiales; Orobanchaceae
Source: the annotation of a GenBank genome assembly
UUGGUAGCUCGUCUUGCUGGGAUUGCAUACUCGCUUUGCCUCACUGUCCUUGGCUCGUUCUCCUCUGUACCAACAUGCUUUCUCGUUGCAGCAUGUGUAUGGCACUCUAUGGAGGAUGGAUUGGGCUACCUUCUUGCUGUUCGUGACGAUGGGCUUGUUUAUCUAACUAGUGAAGACAGCUCUGUUUCGGGUGACCCAUGCGCCUCUUCCCUUUUAUGCGGGGCUUUCGGCCCUCACCCUUGCUCCUCUACCUCCUCUUGUUGGUACUUGGCUCGGUGGAACUUUUGGCCCGGCCAGGCUUCCGUACCGGUGUCCUUAUCGGGUUCAGGUUAUCUGAGGAAAAUCCCUUCUCUUCAUAGAAAGAAGAUAGUGAAGUCCUUCCCUUGGGACUGCUACCUCGGGGACACUAAGACUGCAACUAAAGGCUCGGCCUCGGCUUACCUUUAUUCUUAUUCUGUAACUUCACUGUCCUACGGGUUAAGACUCUCGUUCGUGACCCUAUUAGUGAGCCAACAAAACAAGCAAGGGCCUUAG